CUGAGAAACAAACUUCUUUGAAAAUUAACCCAAACUUGAGACCUUGUUGACUUAUCCAUUUCUGAAUUCCAAGUCGACCCAUCUCUUAAUUUGAUCUCUAUUUAGUUUUCCCCUUUUUCCUGUUCGUAGCUCUUUUUCUUCGUCGAAUUUUCUGAGGGAAAAGGGGAAAAAGGAGGGUAAAUAAAGGAAGAAAGAUGGGAUCUUCUGAAAGUAAAGCUGCUGAUUCCAAAGCUAACCGAAUUGCUCGAUGGCGAUCGACUGGCAUUGUUGCCUUACGUGAAGCUAAAUUAAAGACAUUUCCUGAUGAAGUUCUUGAUCUGGAUAAAUCUGUACGAACUCUCGAUUUAACGCAAAAUAAAUUAGUUGAAAUUCCUAUGGAGAUCAGCGAACUAGUCAACAUGCAGCGACUGAUUUUAGCCUCUAAUCAUAUUGAGCAAUUACCAAGUACUAUGGGGAAUCUUCAGUCUCUGAAAGCUAUGAUACUUGAUGGGAACCGAAUUACUUCUUUGCCAGAUGAAUUGGGCGAGCUGGUAAAACUCGAGAAGUUAUCAAUUUCUGGAAAUAUGUUAAUGUCCUUGCCCAAUACUAUUGGCAGUUUGCGCAAUUUGUCUCUGCUUAAUGUGUCUAAUAAUAAAUUGAAGUAUCUUCCUGAAUCAAUUGGGAUCUGCUCUUCUUUGGAAGAACUGCAAGCAAAUGAUAAUCUUAUUGAAGAACUUCCUGCAUCUGUUUGUAAUCUUGUUCAACUAAAGUCACUUAGCUUAAACAAUAACAAAGUCAACCAGAUACCUCCUAAUAUAUUGAAAGACUGUAAAGCUCUCCAGAAUUUCUCACUUCAUGACAACCCCAUUUCGAUGUCUCAGUUUCAACAAAUGGAUGGAUUCGAAGAAUUUGAAGCAAGGAGGAAAAAGAAGUUUGACAAGCAACUUGACUCGAAUGUGAUGAUUGGUUCCAAAGGCCUUGAUGAGGGUGUUGAUCUAUAACUCCUUUGCAUUCAAAGUUCUGGUGAGGAAUGGAAAAUGGUCAAGCUUGAGCUUCAGCAGUCGAGGCGAGCCUGGAAUAGUUGGUUAUUAUCUUGACAACAUUAGACAUCAAAUAGCUUGGUGUUGCAGUUUGGACUCAAUUGUAUACUUACAAGACAAACAACAAUGUGUACUUUCAAAUUUCUAUCGGAUUUUAUUGUAAAAUGAUAUAUGCCCGUAAUUUGCAGGGCUGUAUAUUAAACAACUUCUUGUCUUUCUUGUUAGAGAAUGAUUGAUUCCAUUCAAAUAUUAUGCCCCUUCUAAAUGAAGGGAG
Gossypium raimondii (Peruvian cotton) is the source of this 1293-nucleotide messenger RNA. Its product is annotated as plant intracellular Ras-group-related LRR protein 7. The record is from RefSeq and is a predicted model, not a curated record. NCBI's taxonomy places the organism in Eukaryota, Viridiplantae, Streptophyta, Magnoliopsida, Malvales, Malvaceae. Gene Ontology annotation, molecular function: protein binding. The transcript has 10 exons. The coding region runs from base 195 to 980 and encodes 261 amino acids.